GCGGGUCACAAGGCUAAGAAAGGGAUUGAAGUUGAUUUACGUUGGCACAAUGGCUACCGUCAAUCAGAUUUGGCCAUUUGAGAGAAGACGCUACCUAAAAGCCCAUGGAAUCACAACACUGUUCAUUUUGGAUCUAUGUUUGCGAUGUGUGAAUGGGUACCUGAGCUCCCCACACGUGGGCCAGGAGCCCCCUUACAGCCGAGAUGCUCAGCCAGUCAUCGCCAGCCCGGUGGUUCCUUCUCCAUCUGCAUCUCCAACGGAUUCAGAUGGCUAUGCUGCCAACUGCCCCAGUGGGGGUCAAUGCAAUAGACUGCCUGCUGACUGCUUCAACUGCAGCUAUCAUCACAACUGUAGCUAUGGCAAACCAGCGUCUUUCUCUUGUAAGGCCAAGAGAGGAGUCCACUGCACAGUGGAGUCGGGGAAGCAGCAGACCAACUUCUCCCUGUCCAUCACGUGCCAGUUCUGCUGGCAGCUGGACCUGUCUCAGUACAGGUGCUCCAACUCAACCAGCUGUAUGACCGUUGCCUGCCCUCGCAAACGCUACAACGCCCUCUGCCAAGUACUGGACCACGUACACUGCUUAGGUAAAAGAGUAUUUCAGAAACGUUUGUACUGCAACUGGACAGGAGGGUACAAGUGGUCUACAGCACUGGCACUCAGCAUUACACUAGGUGGAUUUGGGGCUGACCGGUUCUAUCUAGGCCAGUGGAGAGAGGGUCUGGGCAAGCUGUUCAGUUUCGGUGGCCUGGGCAUCUGGACCCUGAUUGAUGUGCUGCUGAUUGGAGCGGGCUAUGUGGGGCCAGCCGAUGGCUCCCUCUACAUCUGAGACCUGUGAUUGAUGCCCACUCCACAGGCAUGAUGGUUGUAGGGUUGAUACCCUCUCCAUUUCAGUUUAGACUGUCUGACUGUAAAUAUCCACUCCAUGGAGAUGCCAUCCCAUUAUCACACCAUCUGCUUGCCCAAACUCCCACUGUCUGCAAAGACUGACUUCUUGUCCCAUCUGCCACCAGUGCAGCUUCAAGGUCAGCCUUGUCAGGUCCGCCUCUAGAUCAUCAAGCCCAAGCAUCCUUCACUGAUAUACUGUAAUACAAGCUGCACUGAACAUCGUUUUGGAGUUGUUUGGUUAAUGGUGAUUAGAGUUGGUCAGGCUGAUAUGGACUGACUGGAGAAUGGGCGGUAGGGACAGUUAAGCAGUGCUUGGAAUUAUAUUGUAACAAUGGCCACCUAUGGUGCUCCAUGGUCAUGCAUAGGAGACCAGUAACCAUGGCUACAGAACACAAAAUGGACUUAUUAUUAUAAUACCGAUAACAGAAACAAAAAGUGCUUGGAAGAAAAGCAGUGUUUCUUCCCUGUAGGUUUUGUAAAAGCAUGUGGCACCUGCUAAGUGUGGUGGACGGUAAUGUGCAUCAGUGGAUAGCAGAUCAACCUUUCAGUGUUCUGUCUGCAAACCAACCAGCAAAAGAGUACUUGAACGGUUAUUUUCUUUGGAGUGUAACAUUGCAACAUGAAUGUCAGAUUGCUUGGUUGAAAAUGGUGUAACGGAUGUGAAACGGCUAGCUAGUCACCGGUGGUGCGCGCUAAAUAGCGUUUCAAUCGGUGAUGUCACUUGCUCUGAGACCUUGAAGUAGUGGUUCCCCUUGCUCUGCAAGGGCCGCGGCUUUUGUGGAGCGAGGGGUAACGAUGCUUCGUGGGUGACUGCUGUGUGCACAGGGUCCCUGGUUCGCGCCCAGGUAUGGGCGAGGGGACGGUCUAAAGUUCUACUGUUACAAUGGUAUUGCGCUACAACUCUGCAUGCCCAAAACACACAAUCUGUUCUCAUAAAGCUGUGCAGGCUUCAACUAGGUCACUAACUGGUUCAGAAUGGUUUUAGUACUAGUUUUCAAAGAACUUGUACAACAGGUUUUUUUCUUCAUCGCUAUUCGCCCAGCCCGAAUGGUUACGAUAUGUAGCCUCCCAUAUCCAGAGCUUGAGUAUGUGUGCUGCACAAACUGGUGAAAAUGUGUUCAUGUUCUGGAGGUAGGAUUUGUUUUUUUGGAACACUAAUGACUAUGUUUGAGAAUUGUAAAUAUUAAAUUUGUGAAAUAUUA
This is a messenger RNA of Oncorhynchus tshawytscha (Chinook salmon), 2087 nucleotides long. RefSeq names its product TM2 domain containing 3 (gene tm2d3). The transcript has 6 exons. The record is from RefSeq and is a predicted model, not a curated record. The coding region runs from base 50 to 826 and encodes 258 amino acids. NCBI's taxonomy places the organism in Eukaryota, Metazoa, Chordata, Actinopteri, Salmoniformes, Salmonidae.